AUGUCCGAUAAAACCAAUAACGAACGCAUAUUGUCCGACAAGGCUGUCACUGACAAGGAAAAAGUAAACUUCACUGAGGGAGAGGUGGAAGAAUACAAGUUCUAUCCAGACAACCCAAAGAACCAUCGUCACAAGUAUAGAUGGGCCAACAAGGAAGCUUCAAGGUACUAUGACCCAUGUGAGGAGAGUAGACAGGCAUCCAUCAACUGCGUGUUGCGUAACCAGAAGGACAAGUCUGUGUGUCAGGAGUUUUUUGAUGCAUACCGUGAAUGCAGCAAGGACUUUUUUGCUAAGAAAAGACAAGACCGUAGAGAGGGCAAAAAGGGAUGGGGAAUCUGGUGA
This is a messenger RNA of Sungouiella intermedia, 342 nucleotides long. Lineage: Eukaryota; Fungi; Ascomycota; Pichiomycetes; Serinales; Metschnikowiaceae. The record is from the annotation of a GenBank genome assembly.